This is a messenger RNA of Rotaria socialis, 921 nucleotides long. The record is from the annotation of a GenBank genome assembly. NCBI's taxonomy places the organism in Eukaryota, Metazoa, Rotifera, Eurotatoria, Philodinida, Philodinidae.
AUGUGUAUUGCAUUAUCUGGACAACCAAGUCGACAACAAUCUCAAGUCGGCAUGAGAAUUGCAACACUUACGACCGAUAAUGAACAUUUAAUUCAAGAAGCCACUAUUCAACAGAAUAAGAAACCAAACGAAUUUCAAAAUAAACUUAUAAUUCAUUAUACACAUGAGAAUCGAUUCAAUACAUGUAAGCGCGACAUACACCGUAUCUUUCAAGAAACAUUUGCAAAUACUCCAAUAAUCGAAACGAAACUGGUCGUUGGGAACAGAAAUCAGAGAAACACAAUAAAAGAACUGAUUCGAAAACGUUCAAGACAGACAAUACUGAAAAACAAAGCUAAAGCAAGUAUGAUAGAUGAAAAAAAGAUAGUCUUUAAAAACAUCAUUUAAUAUACCUUCAUUUAUUGAUUCUAGAUGAAAAUCAGAAAAUGAACAGGCUUCGUCAACUCCAAGCACAAAAUAAAACAACCAUUCAACAAACAUGAAACAAACAUCAACAUCAUCUCCAUCCAUAAACAAUGUCCACCAAACGAACUAUUUAUGCUAUUACUUCCCCUAACAUGAUUUCGAAUACAGUCGAAUCCGCUUAUAAGAGCGCAAUCGGGGAAUCAAAAAGUGGCUCUUAUAUCCGGGUCGCUCUUUUAUGCAAACUAUAUGCAAAACAUGAUUCUUGUCAACAUUUAUUAAAUACUACACACACAUACAUAAAUUUACUUAAAGAAAUCCGUGAUUUUACGUUGAGUAUGAUUAAUUAAAGCGUUCUUUUCGAUCAUAUCUUCGACAUCAUAAUAUGAAUUGUAAUGUGUAAAAUUCUCUUCCAAAUACUUGCGAACCAUCGAAAGAUGCAUCAGCACAUCUUUAUGAGAGACACCUGGCAUCGGUUUAUCAACAAUUCCGACUUCUUCGUUUUGCCUUAUCUUCUUC